UAUUUAAAAGAUUUAGAAGCAACGGCGGUUAAAAGUUUUAAAAAGUAUUGUCGAAUACGUGAAGAAUUUGAAAAGAAAAUUUAAACCACCAAAGAUGCUGCUCAGAUUAUAUUCUCUGGUUAUUUUAAUAGUAGAUCUUGUGACACUUUUAUUUGGAAUAUUUUUUGCUAUUUUAAUUGCAUUAUAUAGAAUAUUUAGACCUCCUCCUUUAAAAAGUCUUCGUGGAGAAGUUGCAAUGGUUGUUGGUGCAGGACGAGGUAUAGGUAGAGAAUUAGCAAUUCAUUUAUGUCAACUUGGAGUUAAUGUUGCUUGUGUAGAUAUUAAUAUUGAAAAUUGUAAUAAUACUGUACAGUUAGCAUCUAAAUCGUUAGGAAUUGCUAAAGUAUAUAUUUGUAAUAUAACACAUAAAGAUGAAGUAGCUCAUACAGUGAAUAUUAUUCAAUCAGAAUUAGGUGAAGUUACAAUGCUUUUCCAUUGCUGCAGUAUACCAAGCCCUAGAGCAUUAGUUCAAGAUCCACCAGAAAUAAGACAUACAAUUGAUUUGACUAUCCUGAGUCAUUUCUGGUUAUUAGAUACAGUUUUACCAUGUAUGGAGCGUGUUGGUAAAGGUCAUAUAGUGGUUAUGUCAUCUGUGGCUGGUCUUUCUGGUGCUGCCACAGGAGGGAAAAGAGUUUCUUUAUCCACUGCACAGUUUGCAGUUCAAGGAUUAGCUGAGUCAUUACAUACGGAGUUAAGACAUUCAAACAGUAAUAUUAUAAUUUCUUUAGUCCAUGUUUAUCCAUUUAUUGUAGGUGCUGAAGUAGCAAAAGAUAUUCGUUUUAGAAUACCAAGUUAUUUUGGCACAAUGCCUGCCGCGGAAGCAGCUAAACAAAUUUUAGAUGGAGUUCGUCGAAAUUAUGCGGAAUUUAGUGUACCUGGAUAUUUGCUUUACUUAGGACAUAUUUUUAGAAUACUUCCAAAGAAGGCCUCGUUUAUGUUACGCGAUUUACUAGAUACCGGCGUUGACUUUGGAUGAAAAUCAAGUUUCCUAAUUAUGAGAGAAUGUAUUUUUAUUAUAAAAUUAUAAUAUACAUUGCAAAAUAAUGC
This is a messenger RNA of Apis laboriosa (Himalayan honeybee), 1086 nucleotides long. Its product is annotated as 17-beta-hydroxysteroid dehydrogenase 13-like. Lineage: Eukaryota; Metazoa; Arthropoda; Insecta; Hymenoptera; Apidae. Gene Ontology annotation, cellular component: lipid droplet. The coding region runs from base 95 to 1015 and encodes 306 amino acids. The transcript has 7 exons. Gene Ontology annotation, molecular function: oxidoreductase activity, acting on the CH-OH group of donors, NAD or NADP as acceptor. The record is from RefSeq and is a predicted model, not a curated record.